This is a messenger RNA of Cordyceps fumosorosea ARSEF 2679, 1917 nucleotides long. RefSeq names its product tyrosine-protein phosphatase CDC14. The coding region runs from base 1 to 1917 and encodes 638 amino acids. The record is from RefSeq and is a predicted model, not a curated record. The transcript has 3 exons. Gene Ontology annotation, cellular component: mitotic spindle midzone; mitotic spindle pole body; mitotic spindle. Gene Ontology annotation, molecular function: protein serine/threonine phosphatase activity; protein tyrosine/serine/threonine phosphatase activity. Gene Ontology annotation, biological process: microtubule cytoskeleton organization; regulation of exit from mitosis; protein dephosphorylation. NCBI's taxonomy places the organism in Eukaryota, Fungi, Ascomycota, Sordariomycetes, Hypocreales, Cordycipitaceae.
AUGGCUCCCACCGCCCGUCAAGCCCAGAACCUGGGCCAGAUCAUUGAGUACAUUCCUGACCGACUCUACCUCGCCGCCUACAUCACGCCGCCUACGGCCGACACCCUCUUCCCUGCGACACCCGAGUCGCCGCGGAAGCGAGCGCAAAGGACGGCCACGGGCCGCGCCGCCGCGCCGUCGCCCAGCCGCCGCUCGCCGCCUUGCUACUUCACCAUUGACGACAGCCUCUUCUACAAUGCCUUCCACCACGACUUUGGCCCCCUGCACAUCGGCCACCUCUACCGCUUCGCCAUUCGCUUCCACGAAAUCCUCGCUGCUAAGGAGAACAAGGAUCGUCCUGUCGUCUUUUGGAGCGCCGCCGACCCCAGGAGUCGUGCCAAUGCCGCAUGCAUGCUCGCGUGCUACAUGGUCCUCAUCCAGAACUGGCCCCCGCACCUGGCCCUCGCCCCCAUCGCCCAGGUCGACCCCCCGUUGAUGCCCUUCCGCGACGCCGGCUAUAGUCAGGCCGACUACGGAAUCACUGUCCAGGACGUCGUCUAUGGCGUCUGGAAAGCCAAGGAGGAAAAGUGCAUCGACCUCGACAACUUUGACCUCGACGAGUACGAGCGCUUUGAGCGCGUCGAGCACGGCGACUUCAACUGGAUCACACCCAACUUCCUCGCCUUUGCCUCGCCCCAGCACACCCCCGUCGCCAAGAUCACCGAAGCAGAGCCGGACCUCUUCAACAUCCUCCCCAGAGACCUCGACGCCGUCGACGCCCACCCCACACUGCCCAAGCAAUUCAAGUGCGUGCUCGGGCACUUUGCCGAGCGCAAUAUUGGGCUCGUCGUCCGCCUCAACUCCCACCUCUACUCCCCCUCCUACUUCGAGGCCCUCGGCAUCCAGCACAUUGACAUGAUCUUUGACGACGGCACCUGCCCCCCGCUGACCACUGUCCGCAAGUUUAUCCGCCUCGCCCACGAGAUGAUUACCGUGAAGAAGAAGGGUAUCGCAGUUCACUGCAAGGCUGGCCUCGGCCGCACCGGCUGUCUCAUCGGCGCCUACCUCAUCUACCGCCACGGCUUUACCGCCGACGAGGUCAUCUCCUUCAUGCGCUUCAUGCGCCCUGGCAUGGUGGUCGGUCCCCAGCAGCACUGGCUGCACCUCAACCAGGGAACCUUCCGCGAGUGGUGGAUCGAGGAGCGCGUCGAGCGCAGACUGCGGCGCGAGAUGGCGGCCGCGAACCCGGUGCCCAGCACGCCCAUCCGCGCCAUCCAGAAGGGCUCUCUCCGCAACGGUCAAUUAUCGACGCCCCCCAAUCGCAGCCCCUCGAACCGCACGCCACUAAGCGAGCUCGACGACCGCAGCAACAAAGUGCACAAUCAGGAAGACUACCUGCCCGCGCCGACUCCCGGCCAGCCUAGAAAGACGCGCUCUGAUCGCCACCACCCGUACCAACGCUCAGGAUCACACCAGACGACAACAAUCGAGGAAUCUCAAAGCAUUGAGCAGGAGACGGAAGUCGUAACCGUACAACGGCGCUCUGGCGGCGCCACAGGGGAUUCUGAGGAAGAGCUUCUCGUCCGGAUGCGCAGUUCCCGCAAGGCGUCGCAGUCACCUCUUCAAAAGUCGCGCUCCGUGAGCCAGACCACGUCAACGACCACGAUCUACAUGAUUGACAACGACGCGUCGCAGGACGCCGAGAAUAUUGGUGCCGGCCGACCGGCCAAAGCCGUGGAGCGCGCCCAGAGCGCCUCGGCAACACUACCUCGUGUACGCGGCAGCAGGCGCGGCGCCGUGCCCGAGUCACCGCUCCGCAACAAGGAUGUGUCCCCCUCGUCGGCGGGCAUCCGCAAGACGAGCGGUCGCGUGGGUAGUGUCGGUCAGGGAACCUCGGCCGCUGCUAUGGCUACCGCCCGCAAGGUGUCGGGCGCAUAG